Triticum dicoccoides is the source of this 1753-nucleotide messenger RNA. Its product is annotated as tRNA dimethylallyltransferase 9-like. The record is from RefSeq and is a predicted model, not a curated record. Lineage: Eukaryota; Viridiplantae; Streptophyta; Magnoliopsida; Poales; Poaceae. Gene Ontology annotation, biological process: cytokinin biosynthetic process; tRNA modification. The transcript is spliced from 2 exons. Gene Ontology annotation, molecular function: tRNA dimethylallyltransferase activity. Bases 209 to 1564 code for a protein of 451 amino acids.
UAGUAGCAGGCCGGCGAGACCAGCUCCCGGCCCUCCCGCUCUCCCCUCCAACAACGCCCUUCCUCCCGUCGGCCGCUCUUCUUCCUCCUCCUCUCCUCUGACUUCCCGCGGAGCUCGCGCCUGCCCUGGUUCCCUCCCCGCAAGCCCGUUGCUUCACUGGCUGGAGUGGAGCAGAUUCACCGGCUCUCUUCUCGGUGCUCACUCUAUCAUGUGCUGUGAAAUGAGGCCGGGGUUCGGGUUCGGGUCUGCGCGGCGCGGCAUCUGGAGGAGCUGGCCGGCCCUGUGCUCGCGGCGGCAGCGCUUCGCAUCGUCUCUUUGCUCUGCAAAGAAGCUGCAUGUCGCAGCCACCACUCUGCCGCCGCCCGGCACGAGGAAUAAGAGGAAGGUCAUCGUGAUAUCAGGCCCCACCGGUGCCGGAAAGAGCAGGCUCGCGCUGGAGGUGGCCAGGAGGCUCGGGGGAGAGAUCAUCAGCGCAGACUCGGUGCAGGUGUACCGCAGCCUCGACAUCGGCUCAGCCAAGCCGACCGCUUCGGAGACGAGCAUGGUGCCGCACCACCUCAUCGACAUCAUGCACGCGUGCGACGAUUACUCCGCUGGGAUGUUCUUCCACGACGCGCGAACAGCGACACAAGAUGUUCUUGACAGGGGCUCUGUGCCAGUUGUCGCAGGGGGGACUGGGCUGUACUUACGGUGGUUUAUAUACGGCAAGCCGAAUGUUCCACAAUCAUCCAGCGACAUCAUAUCAAGCGUGUGGUCUGAGCUCGCUGGCUUUCGUGAGAGCGGUCGGUGGGACGAAGCGGUCGAGCUCCUGCUCAAGGCCGGGGAUCCCGAAGCUCGGGACUUGGAUACGAAUAACUGGGCCAGGUUGAGCAGAAGGCUCGAGAUCAUCAGGUCAUCUGGUUCCCCUGCAUCUGCCUUCACCUUACCAUACAGCUCAUUCCAGAAGCAGCAAGACACCAAGCUAACUGAUUCCCCAAUCGAUGAUGCAACCUGUGAAGCGAAAGAACUGGAGUAUGAUUUCCUAUGUUUUUUCCUCGCAUGCCCACGGGUUGAACUCUACAGAUCAAUUGAUUUGAGGUGUGAGGAAAUGCUGGCUGACACAGGAGGCCUUCUUUCAGAAGCCUCAUGGCUUCUUGAUAUCGGGUUGCAGCCGAAUAUGAACUCCGCAAGCCGUGCUAUUGGUUACAGGCAAACCAUGGAGUACCUGUUGCAUUGCAGACAGAACGGAGGCAGUAGCUCCCCAGAGGAGUUCUUGGAGUUCCUGACCAAGUUUCAGCAGACGUCUAGGAACUUCUCAAGGAGGCAAAUGACCUGGUUCCGCAACGAAAAGAUUUACCAGUGGGUUGACGCGUCACAGCCUUUUGAAGAAAUCGUUCAGUUUAUCUGUGACGCUUACAAUGGCUCUGAUGCAAUGGUGCUGCCUGAAUCACUUGAAAUGAAAAGGGAAAGUUGUGUGCACACGAGCAAGGAUCUCAAAACCUAUCGCUCAGAGAACAAGGUGUUCCUUGGGCAUGAAGAGUGUUGUCACGUUUUGGAUUGGAUCAGAAGGACGCAAGGGAAGUGAGGUCCAGUUCUACUCUCUUCUUAUACUUAGUUUUGUUUCCACCAGAAGAAUUAUCCGGCAAUAGGAUUUUCAAUUUUUGAGAGAUUACAACAGGAAUUUUGAGUUUAUAUAUUUUUCUGUUUUCAUCAUAGAUUCAUAAAAAAAAAAGAUGUUUUUUGGAGUGUUUGGAAUGGAAUGAUAAAUUGAUGA